This is a messenger RNA of Cryptomeria japonica (Japanese cedar), 903 nucleotides long. Its product is annotated as probable calcium-binding protein CML43. The record is from RefSeq and is a predicted model, not a curated record. The transcript has a single exon. Gene Ontology annotation, molecular function: enzyme regulator activity; calcium ion binding. NCBI's taxonomy places the organism in Eukaryota, Viridiplantae, Streptophyta, Pinopsida, Cupressales, Cupressaceae. The coding region runs from base 280 to 675 and encodes 131 amino acids.
UUCCCCUGCCCCCGCCCCUGUACAAAAGAAACAAAAAAAUACCACAGAAUUGGUAUGAAUGGUUCUAUACCAGGAAUCCUUCAGACAAUGUGAAAUCUAGAAGCUUCUAGUUCUUCUAGAUUAAACUCCACAGAUUGGACUUCGAGAUUUUUCAGAUCCUCUUUCCACGCACCUGGAAAUCUUGUAACCGCUCUAUAUUUUGUGUGUGUAUAUAUGUUCAAUCCCCAGACGAUACAAGAUCAGCUGUUAUUGAAUUAAGUUUAUGUACAAAAGCAAAGCAUGGCACUUUCAUCUGUUCCCCAUGAAACUCGUAGAAUGUUUGAUACCUUGGACGAAAAUGGCGACGGGAAGCUCAGUCUGCAUGAAAUCACUUGCUUCCUCAAUAAGCUUGGAAUACAUCUAACAGAGGAAGAAUUAAAGUGUCUGGUGAUGGCUGCUUCUCACAGCGAAGACAGUAGCUUAACAUUUGAUGAAUUUGUUGAGCUUUACCAAUCUGUUCUGGAUGAGAGCAGUUCUAGUACCAGUACCAGUAGUAAUGAAGGAAGCCAGGAUUUAUGUUUAAUGGAGGCAUUCAAAGUUUACAAUUUGGAUGAAGAUGGGUAUAUUUCUUCUUCCGAGAUUCAACGAGUGCUGAGUAAUUUGGGAUUGAUAGAGCAGGGUAGGAAUUAUUUGUAGGAUUGUGAGAGAAUGAUAUGUAGAUUUGAUGAGAACUUGGACGGCCUCAUAGAUUUCUCUGAGUUUAAGAACAUGAUGAUGAGUCGAUGACCAAUCCUGAAUGUGUUCACUUUUGACCUGGUUUGGUAGCCUGAUGACGACUAAAUCGGGGAUUCACAGAUUUUGAGUAUAUAUUGUUGUAUAAGGGCAUGUUACACGAAUAAAGCUUUAAACAGCCUGAUUUAUUUA